Betta splendens (Siamese fighting fish) is the source of this 2982-nucleotide messenger RNA. RefSeq names its product nuclear transcription factor, X-box binding-like 1 (gene nfxl1). The record is from RefSeq and is a predicted model, not a curated record. Gene Ontology annotation, biological process: regulation of DNA-templated transcription. The transcript has 25 exons. NCBI's taxonomy places the organism in Eukaryota, Metazoa, Chordata, Actinopteri, Anabantiformes, Osphronemidae. Bases 96 to 2822 code for a protein of 908 amino acids. Gene Ontology annotation, molecular function: RNA polymerase II transcription regulatory region sequence-specific DNA binding; DNA-binding transcription factor activity, RNA polymerase II-specific; zinc ion binding. Gene Ontology annotation, cellular component: nucleus.
UCUUUAAGACAAAGUUGAACUUCGCAUUUGUACUUUAACGACCGUUGUUCGGUGGAUGCGGACAGAGGUUCUGAUGGGUUCAGUGCGGAAGUUUAAUGCCGGUUAGCUUGUCCAAGCUAGUUUGGACAGAACCUAACCUUAACAUCAGAACCGAACACAGACGUUUGGAGGUCGUUGCCAUGGAGCCAGCCUGGCGACAGCCGGGGCGUGGUCGUGGCCGGAGUCAGGAGUGUCCGGGUGAAAGGUCACAGCCCUCUCAGAAAGAGCAGGAGAGGCCUGGAGCUGCUGCAGGUCGUGGAGCGAGGACAAAGACGGCUGCAUCCUCUGAUCCUCCAAAAGCUGCGUCGGUCCAGUCUAAGUUCGAGGAGAUCAGGAAGUCCAACCAGGCUGCUGCUCAGCGGCUGGUGGAGAACCAGAUCAGCUCCUCCUCUGAUGAAGAUGAUGAGGAUAGUGACCACAAGAAUGGAAAGACAGGGAAGAUCCUGGCCUCCACCUUCACAACCUACACUGACCAAACAGGUGGUGAUGCAGCAAGUUUGGUCAAAACUGAGCAGUACGUCAGUGACCUGUUUCAGUCUGGAGCUCUUACCUGUCUGAUCUGCAUCGCCUCCGUCAAGAGGAUACAACCAGUGUGGAGCUGCUCCAGCUGUUUCUCUCUCUUCCACCUUCCCUGUAUUCAGAAAUGGGCCAGAGACUCAGUCUUCCUCGUCUCCUCUGUCACUGAUGAAGACUUUGGACAGAAGCAGCAUCCGUGGCCUUGUCCAAAGUGCAGAGCAGAGUAUCCUCCCAGUUCCACCCCCAGCAGGUACAUGUGUUACUGUGGGAAGCUGCAGGACCCUCCGGCUGACCCCUGGUUGGCUCCUCACUCCUGUGGCUCCGUGUGUCAGAAGCAGCUCAGACCCAGCUGUGGACACACCUGCCUGCUGCUCUGUCACCCAGGCCCUUGUCCUCCGUGUCCCAAGAUGGUGUCUGUUUCAUGUCUGUGUGGUAAAGCCAAGCCCCUCCCCCGUCGCUGUAGCAACAAGUCAUGGUCGUGUCAGCAGCCGUGUGGCAGGUUGUUAACCUGCAAACAGCACAUCUGUACACAGCCCUGUCACACAGAGUGCUCUCCGUGUCCCAGGGUCAGCGUUCAGAUGUGUGUGUGUGGCAGGGACCAGGCAGAGAGACCCUGUUCCAGCCCUCGGUGGACCUGUCAGCAGGUGUGUGGAGCUCGACUCUCCUGUGGGAAUCACACCUGUGAGGUCGUGUGUCAUGACGGACUAUGUCCUCCCUGCCCUCGCUCUGUCAGCAGAUCCUGUCCUUGUGGGAAGAGCAAGUCGUCCCUGCCGUGUACGGAGGAGGUGCUGCCCUGCGGCGACACGUGUGACCGUCCUCUGUCCUGUGGGAAACACACGUGUUCCAUGAGGUGUCACAGAGGAGGCUGUGAGACCUGUAGACAGGAGGUGGAGAAGGAGUGCAGGUGUGGGAAGUACAGGAAGCUGAUGCCGUGCCAUAGAGAAUACCUGUGUGACUCCAAGUGCCCAAGAACCAGGAGCUGCCAGAAGCACCAGUGCAGGAGGAAGUGUUGCCCCGGUAACUGCCCUCCUUGUGAUCAGAGCUGUGGUCGAACUCUGGGCUGUCGCAACCACAAGUGUCCCUCAGUCUGUCACCAAGGAAGCUGCUACCCCUGCCCAGAGACGGUGGAGGUCCCGUGUACCUGUGGUUCGGCUGUGCUGGUGGUUCCAUGUGGGAGGGAGAGGAGCACCAAACCCCCACGAUGCAAGGAGCCGUGCAGGUCUCCUCCCUCCUGCCACCACCCCAGCAGGGAGCCCCAUCGGUGCCACCCCGGGCCCUGCCCCCCCUGCAGACAAACCUGCUCGCUGCCUCUGCCCGGCUGCAGCCACGCCUGCCCGCAGCCGUGCCACGACCUGGUGCUGGUCCGGUCCCAGCAGGUCCAGCUGGCAGGUCCAUGGGAGCAGCCGUCAGAACCGGCCUUCGUGAAGAAAGCCCUCCCCUGCGCUCCGUGUGAGGAACCCAUACCAACGAGCUGCUUUGGAGAACAUGAGAUCAGCCCAGUUCCCUGUCAUCGCAGAGCCCAAUUCUCCUGUGGGCGACCUUGUGGACGACCUUUAACCUGCGGCAACCACAUCUGCAGCAGAGAGUGUCACCUGGUUACCGACGGCAACAAGUGUGAGGCGUGUGAGGAGGGCUGCUCUAAGCCCCGCCCCCCCGGCUGCCCCCACACCUGCCCCCUCCCCUGUCACCAUGGCGACUGCCCCGUCUGCAACCAGAUGAUCCGCCAGCGCUGCCACUGCAAGCUCAGCACGCUCUACGUGGAGUGCAGGACGAUGAUGUCAGCUGAUGAACAGACCAGGAUGAGGCUGAACUCCUGCAACAACCAGUGUCCUAAGGAGCUGAGCUGUGGCCAUCGCUGUAAGCAGGUGUGUCAUCCAGGUGUGUGUGAGGACAAAUGCCAGCAGAAGGUGAAACUCCGCUGCCCUUGCAGGAGGAUCAAGAAGGACUUCCCGUGCUCGCUGGCUGCUCAGGCCCUUCAGUGUGAUGAUGCCUGUAAGGAGCAGCAGAGGAAGGUGAGCCAGCUGAAGGAGGCGGAGCAGAGAGCAGCGGAGGAGGAGGAGCACAGGAGGCAGCAGGAGGAGCUGGAGGCGUUCGAGAAGCGCCAGCAGCGAGGAGGUCGCCGCAGCAAGAAGCGAGGGCGGAGGGAGGAGGCGGAUGAGGAGCGGGGCCGGAGCAGGUGGUGGAGGAGGUGCGUCGUCGUGGUCCUGGUACCGCUGGGUGGCGCCGCCCUGUCCGCCGCCGCCUAUUACCUGCUGAGCCGGACCUGAACCCAGCUGGGAUCGACCUGGUCUCUGUUCUAGUGUUUAGUUCCUGAAGGAUCAGACCUGCGUUAAAAUAAAAGCUUCUCAUUCAACUGAACCCACAAAUGUUUUCUCAACUGAUCACUUGUUCUGUGAAGUAUUUGUUCAAUAAAAGCAGAAAAUAAGA